AUGAGUACACCAAGCUCAAUGAGCAUGAAGCUGAAGAAUCCAACCGGGGCAAUUGCAGAGACAAUUUCAAGAAGAAGGGAUGAGUAUGCUCGGCGGCAAUCCUCCGACGAGCUCCCUGCUGUUCAAAGCAGCAUUCCUGAGAAGCUUGUCAAGGCCUAUGUCAACCAUCACGGCCGCGCAGCCCCGAACGAGCUAUACACCGUCGACGCAAUCACGAAUCACUCGAUCGACACCGACGACUAUACGGUCGAAUUUGAAACGUUCCCGAAAUGGUCUACGCCUAUUGGGAAUGCCUUCUCCAGCCUCAACCAGACUGUGAUUGUCAGGUUUCCUCUGGACCUGGAGGACCUGAAAAGGUCCAACCACGCCUUCAAAAGGUACAAGAGGGCCAUGCGCCCAAUCAACGGCGUGCGCAGGAAAGGUGCUGGGUGGGAGCAUCUUGUGACAGCUCACCAGUAUGCGUACCAUCGCAUGCUGGUUGAACUCCGUUUCGAAAGACAUGCCUUCGAAAGAGCCAUGCGGCGCAACGAAGCGGUGGACACCUUCGAGGAGGGUGACCAGGUUACGACUUAA
Molecule: messenger RNA, 573 nt
Organism: Fusarium sp. VM40
Lineage: Eukaryota; Fungi; Ascomycota; Sordariomycetes; Hypocreales; Nectriaceae
Source: the annotation of a GenBank genome assembly